CGUACAGUACGGUAGAGGAAACCAAGGGCUUUCCGCUGCCACUCCUGUCAUGCCUUCAGCAAACCCUGCUGUAUUUAUCCUUCCGACGGCUGCGAAACCUAGGUUCACUCCGCUUUGCUUGUCCCCAGUGUGCUUCUUUCGCAGACCUGUUUCGCACUGAACUCGGUGUUCCCGAAAGCAGACGACGUCGUAAGGGAGACGCGGAGAUAGCUAAACGACAGUCGCAAACAUCCGCAGAGGUCGAACACCGUUGAAGACGGAGGAAGGAACGUAAAGGCCAUCAUUUGCGUUUCCUCACUGUGAGCAAUCCUGCCAGCCUGGCAACCUAGCUGCACGCCUGUUAUUUAUUCGGCUCUCGCCUUCGCUUACUCUCUGACGCACGCGCUUAACGCAACAGGCUUAAGCGAGGACAAAGCAGCGGGGAAUGCAGUCGAACGCUUUGAGCGUGUCAGAUCCAGUGAAUCCGGAUCCUAGUCGGCGCUGAUUGGUGCACUGCGCUGAGAAGUCUGGUAACGAGAAGUUUCCGCGAAAGAGUGGGGGUACGUGACAGGCCGUAGAUGCGAAACGUCCUAGAGGCUUCCGUAAUGGCUGAUGCAGGAAGCGUCGAAAUGCAAAACGGUGAAGAACGGUGGAGAGGAGCGGCGUCGGAAGGGGAGGGGGUGGAAGCCAAGCAAGGCGAGUUGAGUGGAAGAGAGGGGGAGAAGCGAGAGGAGCAGCAGGAGGGGCGGGAAGCGCGGGGAGGACAACGAAGACGGGGUGAAGGGUGACGAGAUGAAAGGAAGCGAGGUGAACGGCAACGGGGUGAACGGCAACGGGGUGAACGGAGACGGGGUGAACGGCAACGGAGUGAACGGCAACGGGGUGAACGGCAACGGAGUGAGCGGAGACAGGGUGAACGGAGACGGGGUGAGCGGAGACGGGGUGAGCGGAGACGGGGUGAGCGGAGACGGGGUGAGCGGAGACGGGGUGAGCGGAGAUGGGGUGAAAGGUGACGGGGUGGUCGGAGAGGGGGUGGUGGGCAGUGCGGGGUCUCAGAAGCUGAGCAUCGAGGAGGCGACGGAGCGGAUAUGCGCCAUUGCGCGCGGUAUCCUGUUCUCGGAGCGGCGGAGAGCGGGCGAGGUGGUGAAGCGGGGAGAGGAGGCGAGUCAAAAGGAGGAGGAGAAACGAAGAGAGGAGGAGGAGCGAGGUGAGCAGAAGAAACGAGAAGAGGAGAGAUUACAGGAAGCGGGGCGAGACAGGGAGAGGGCCAUAGAGAGGCUCAGGUCGCUGGCAGGCAGGCCGCCUGACAAUUGCUCCGGGGCAGCCGGGGAUCGCUCUGGGGCAGCUGAGGAUCGCUCUGGGGCAGCUGAGGAUCGCUCUGGGGCAGCUGAGGAUCGCUCUGGGGCAGCUGGGGAUCGCCUUGCUGGUGCUCCUCCUGGCGCUGCUGCUGAUGGUGCCAGUGCUGCUGGUGCUGCUGCUGCUGGUGCUGGUGCUGCCGCUGUUGUUGCCAGCAAGAGUGAUGAUCAAUAUGAUGACGAGGACGAUGAUAGUGGCAGUGACGAUGACGAGGACAGUGCUGACGAGGAGAGCAGUCUGUCUGACGUGGACAGGAUCUGCAUGCUCGUGCACAGCGAUGUCUUUGUGCGAAGGCUCUAUCACAUCUGCUACAUGGCGGAAGCUGCCAGGAAGCUGGGCUUUGACAGGUCAGCAGCAGCGUUCGUCCCUCUGUGCCGCGGGCUGGCGAGUGACAGCGAGCCCGAGAUCCGCCAGACGCUCGCCGAGCAGAUCCCGCAGCUCGUGCGCGCGUAUGCCCCGGCGGGCAGCAGGGCGUGCGGUGCGCUGAUGGAGCUGCUGGGCGUGGCGAACCAGCUGCUCAUGGACGAAGCCGAGGAGGUGCAGGUGGCGAUGGAGGGGGGGUAUGUGGCCAUGAUGGCGUACGGGGCGGAGGAGGAUGCAGAUGUGGAGGCACUGGUGCUCGAUGCUCUUCUGCGCUUGGCAUCGCUCCGGCACUCGGAAACCGCACGCCUUUGUGCCGCCACCGCCCUUGUGUCCUUGAGCCGCUGUGCACCUGUGACAAGCCGGUCCCUCUUUGAGCACCGCGUGGUGCCACACCUCCUCGCCCUCGCUGCUGACCCGCACUUCCAAGUCAGAAAGGCAGUGGCACAGGGCCUGCCGCACUGCUGCCGAGCCAUGGGGGGCAAUGCUGCAUGCCUGGACGGCUCCCUGCUCCCCCUCUUCGCCUCGCUCUGUUCAGACACCUCCUGGGCGGUGCGAGUGGCAUGUGCCGAGGGCAUAGUGGCAGUGGCAGAGGCUGUUGCUCAGAUCCCCAAGGGCGCCGCUGUUAGCAGUGAUGGCGGUGGUAGCGGCAGCGGUGGCAGCAGCGUCGCUAGUAGUAACGGCAGCAGUGGCAGCGAGGGAAGCAUGGGCAGCCAGGGAAGCAGCAGUAGUAGCAGCAGUGGUGGCAGCAGCGGCAGCAGCAGGAGCAGUGGGAGCAGUGGCAGCAGUGGGAGUAGGGGGAGCAGUGGGAGUGAGCGUGUGAGCAGCAACGGCGAGGAGGGCUGGAGUCGGGGGAGGAGAGGAACGCCAUUGGAGCAGCAGCUGCUGCUGAAGGAGACACGGCAACAGGAGCUGGAGGAGGUGGGGAGAGAGGUGCUUCUGCAGUUGCUACAGCUGGGGUUGAGACAACAGCAGCAGCAGCAUCAGCAGAUGUUGGUGCUGGAGCAAGGGGGCGAGAGGCCGAGAUCGUACCUCUUGCUGAUGGAAGCGGUUCAGGGAGUGCACGGUUUGAAAGGGACAUUCAGGCACAAGUGAUGCGAGGUGGUGGAAGGAGGGCGGAGCGUGUUGGGGAGAUUGAGGAGCUUGGGGAUGCUAGUGAGGAGGAAGUGACUGGUGUGAGUGAAUCAGGUGUGACUGAGUGUGAUGUGAGUGAGGCGGAAUCACAUGCAGCAGUUGCAGGCUGCAGGGUAGGGGUCACAACAGCAGACGUGGAGGGAAGGGGAAUGGAGGAAGGCCGAGGUGAGG
Messenger RNA from Closterium sp. NIES-67, 3000 nucleotides. The record is from the annotation of a GenBank genome assembly. NCBI's taxonomy places the organism in Eukaryota, Viridiplantae, Streptophyta, Zygnematophyceae, Desmidiales, Closteriaceae.